Molecule: messenger RNA, 750 nt
Organism: Microcebus murinus (gray mouse lemur)
Lineage: Eukaryota; Metazoa; Chordata; Mammalia; Primates; Cheirogaleidae
Source: RefSeq, a predicted model, not a curated record
AUGGUGCGUUCAUUUGGGGCCCUAAGGGCGGAGCGCGCGGCACCCCUCCCCCCCAGCCCCCGCGCGAGGCCAGGGGCCAAGCUGGAGAAACAGCGCCGGCCGGCGGCGGCGGGGACGGGGUGCGGCCUCCAGCCUGCCCCUGGAGGCGGCCCGCGGGAGCGCAGGCCCGCGGCGCGCCGGCGUGAUUCCUGCCGCGGGAGCCGGGAGGAGGAGCCGGAGGUGGCUGCGGGGGGCUCCGGCCCCGGCGAAGAGCCUCAGAGCCCAGAAGCCGAGCAUGCUGCCCCCGCGUGCAGCGCCCGCGUGCAGCCGGCCCGGAGAGGGGGCGACAGGGCGGAGGCGGUGGCCCCCGGAAGGUGUCUGGGACCGGACCGGCUGCACGUGAGCCCAGCGCGAGGUCAUGUGCACCGGCUCAGCCCGGUUCGGCGCCCGGACGUGCUGCGUAUCAACAAAAUGAAACUCGGGGAGACAGGAGGGCAGAUAGCUCCGGGUUCUCCGAGCCCCCGCCCCCGGCCGCUCGACCCCCCGACCCCUACCGGCACCCAUCUCCAGUCGCGGCCCGCCGCCCGGCCGGAGCCCGCGGGGCAAGUUGCAGCCCCGGCGCGCCCCCGCCCGCCCGCGCCCCCUCGCCGGCCCGGGGGCGCUUUGCCGCAGUCAUUAAUAAAGAAGGUCGCCAAGCUCACCCUUCCAAAAGUUGUUGUUGCAUGCGCCCCUCUCGGCCUCCCCGCACGGUACUCUUUAAAACACGACUGA